AAUUUCUAAUAGAAGAUUAUCAAUAGUAAGUAUAUAUAUUUUUGUUUAUUAAAAAUAUAUUAAAAAUAUAUUAAAAUUUGAAAAUCAUAUUUAUUGUAAGACUUUAAAUACUUAUAUUUAUUUAUACGUUUUAUAUUAUUUAUAUUUAAUAUCUAUAAGUUUAUAGAAAGUUGCAUUGAAAUUUAUAAUUUUUUAAAAAUUUGUAUUGAUAAAUUGAAUCAUGAAAAUUAAUAUCUAUUUAUAGUUUUUCUUUGUCCAUAAAAAUUUUAAAUACAUAUAUAUUAAAUACAUAUUACAUAUAUAUAUUACAUAUUAUAAACAUUAUAUUAAAAUAUAUUAAAAACAUUAUUCUUGAAAUAUAAAAAAAUUAAUAAAUCUUUAAUAUUGUUUUUUUUUAUAAUAAUUUAAUUAUAUGUAUAUAAUGAUAUAAAAAAAUAGUAUAUAGAAGUUAAAAAUAUUAAAUUCUGUAUAAUUUCAUUAAUUUAUUAAUAAAAUUAAUAAUUAUAAAUAAUUAAAACAUUUAAUAUUUUUGUAAAAAAAUAAAAAAAAUAAUGAUUAAGAUUUAUUUGUGCUUAAUACUAAGUGAUAAAAAAUCUUAUAAUAUUUAUUAUUAUAAUUGAUAUAAUGUCGAAAAUAUGAAUUUGAAAGAAAUAAAAGAAGCGUAACAUUGAUUCUAGUCGUGGAGUGAUUUAUCGUUUGUACAGGGCCACCAAGUGUAAUAAGCAACGCGUUCUGCCACUAGCUAACCAAUUUUGAUUCAUUAAUAGGUCGACCCGUAUGACCCAAAGUGUCUGCGACUGCUAAACGAAUUAAUUUACCCAUAUUCUUCUUUGCCAAUGUGUGUUUUUCUUACACAAAAACAAAAUUUUGUUUACUGUCAAUUGUGACUAUUUUUAUCUGUGAGUUAUCUCUACUAUAUGCAUAACAUUGUUCUGCUUUGAAUUAAAAAUAAUAUAACUCAAAAUUUUCGUCGAUAUGUAAAAGGAUUUUUAAUCAUAAAACUAUGUGCAAAAUGAAGAUCAAUUGGAUUUACAGAUGCAGUGGUUUGCUAUAAUGAUAUGUUUAUAUGCUGGAGUAGCUAGUGCAAGAACAGAAGAAGAUCAACAAACAUCUUCUUCAACUUCAAUUACUGGAAUAUCUGAUGGUCUUUUAGAACAUUGUUUUUAUCAGCAAUCUAAUGAAUGUCCUGAUGUCAAAAUAACUGGAUGUUCUUGUAAAAAAAUUAUUCUUGCUCAUAAUAAUCCUGAAGGCAAUGCUGUACUUUGUUGUAAUUUGGAUAUUCAAAACUUUGAAUCAGAACUUUCUUGUACAGGAUUUCCAUCAAAUAUAUCAUACAUACAUAUAAGAAAUGCAACAUUGGAUGUAUUCAAUGUAAGUGAAAUUCGAUGGAGAAGAUUAAAAUCACUUGCAAUUACAGAUGGUAAAAUUAAUAGAGUAAAAGGACAAUUUCGAAUGAUGACUCCAACAGUUUGUUUGAAUCUUUCAAAUAAUGCUCUUAUUGAAGUAGAGAAUAAUUCACUUACAAGAUUAGCUCAACUCACUACUUUGGAUUUAUCUUAUAAUAAUCUUACACAUUUACCAGCUUUAAAUACAAUGAACGGUCGCGAAUUUUGGCUUGAUAUUUCAGGAACAAAUACACUUUGGUGUCAUGAUAUUUAUCAAUAUAUUAAUAAAACAGGAGAAAAGCAAAUUAAUUUUAAUCAUGAAAAUGAAACUGUAUGUUCAGCUAGUAAAACUUGGCAUUGGUUUAAUACGACAGAACAAGUUCCAUUGAAACAAGUUCGAUAUCUUAGUUUGUUACAAACAGAAUGUCCUAAAGGAGAUACAUGGCAAUGUCAAUGUAAUUUCAGAAGAUUGGAUAUUGUUGAAGGUAAACCACCAACUUUAGCAGUAAAUGUAGAUUGUAGUGGAAUUCAAAUUACCGAAUUACCUGAAAAAUUACCUCGCAAUACUAUAGCAUUGAAUGUUUCAUAUAAUAACAUCACUGUAUUAGAUGAUCUAAGUACUAAUCCAUGUUAUGAAGAUAUAAGAGAGUUUUAUGCUGACCACAAUAAUAUAUCAUCUAUAAAUAAAUUAGAAGGUUCUAAAUUUUUGGAUAAUUAUGCUUUUCUUAGUUUACGAUAUAAUAAAAUUAAAUCUCUUCCUACAUAUAUUUUAAGCCCUAAUACUCAUGACAAGAGUUUCACUAGUUCGCGAUUAGUAAAGCUUGGAGGAAAUGAAUUACAUUGUGAUUGUAAUACAGCCAAGUAUUUAAAGGUAUGGCUACAAACUCGUAUAUUAGAUUCCGAUGAAGUAUUUUGCGAAAAUGUAAAAGAAAAGGUUAUUGAUUUAGAACCUUCAAAGAUGUGUGUUUAUCCUGGCGAUUGGACAGAUUAUAUUUAUUAUAUUAUUGCUACAGAAGUUGUACUUUUAAUAAGUCUUAUAGCUAAAGUAUCAUAUGAUUAUUGGAUUUUUAAAACAGCAGGCUAUCUUCCAUGGCCAGCAAAUAAAAUGCCAAAACUACCUUGUGAUUGGCUAUGUGAAACCUAGUAAUAAUUUUUUUUUAUAUUCAUUUAUAAUAUUUUCUAAAAAAGACAGAUUCCAAUAAUAUUUCUAUAAAAAAAUAUUAAAUUUUUAUAUAUUAUCGAAUACGAAUGUUUUUAUACAUACAUGCGCGUGCACGCACAAAUAUUAUAAAAAUUUUGAAUUGAAUAAUUAUAUAUUUUAAAAAAAUAUAUAAUUACUAAAUAAUAUAUUAUGUAUUCAAAUAAUUAUUAAUUAUAUAAAACUAUUAAGAUUUUAAGAAUUUAAAUAAUUUAAAUAAAUUCAUAAAUUUUAAAUUUGUUCAUGACUGAUAUUGAAAUAAUUCAUUUAUAUUAAAAUUUAUAAUGCAUAAUUUUUUUUAUAAAAUAAUUCUCAUAUACAGAAAAAAAAACUUGAAUAAAAUUGAUAUCAGAAGUUAAUAUAAUUACAAUUAAAUAUAAUUAAUUAUAAUUAAAAUAUAAUCUUUUUAAUAAAUAAUAAUAGUUUUUAUUGAAAAAAAAAACAAUUUAUUUUAAUUUAUAAGCUAUAAUAAUUGAAAAUUUAAUGCAAUUAACUCAAAAUGUGUGUUCAUAUAAUAUUAUAUUUAUAUAUAUAAUACAUAUCAAUGCAUAAUUUUAAUAUAUUAUUUAAAUAUAUUAUAAAAAUGUGAUAUUUUUUAUUAAAAGUUAUUAUUUGUAUUCAAUAUAAUAUAAUAUAAUAUAAUGUAACAAUAAAUAUAAUGUGGUAUAAUAAUAUAUAAUAAUACGAAUUUUUUUAUUGAUUUAUAGUUCCUUUAUAAUUGCAAAUUUAUACACUAUAUUUUUAUAUUUAUAUAUAUAUAUAUUUCAUAUUUAUAUAUAUAUGUAUACAUUAUAUUUAAAACAAAAAAUUGUCUAUUACUUCUAUAUAUUCUUUAGUUUUUUCUUUUUCUUAAUUUUAUAUACUAUAUUUUUAUUAUAAUUAAUUUUUUUAUUUUUUUUAAUAAUUUUAAUUUUUUUUAACUAAUGUAAUAUUCAGUUAAAAUAUAUAUAUAAAAUGCUUAAAAUUAAUUAUACAGUAUAUUAUAUAUAUAAACUUUUA
Apis cerana (Asiatic honeybee) is the source of this 3582-nucleotide messenger RNA. It is a transcript of the gene hfw, whose product is annotated as leucine-rich repeat domain-containing protein hfw. NCBI's taxonomy places the organism in Eukaryota, Metazoa, Arthropoda, Insecta, Hymenoptera, Apidae. The record is from RefSeq and is a predicted model, not a curated record. Gene Ontology annotation, cellular component: plasma membrane. Gene Ontology annotation, molecular function: protein binding.